Nezara viridula (southern green stink bug) is the source of this 5976-nucleotide messenger RNA. The record is from the annotation of a GenBank genome assembly. Lineage: Eukaryota; Metazoa; Arthropoda; Insecta; Hemiptera; Pentatomidae.
GUUGACGUUGCAGAGGGAGUUGACCGAGACAUCUCAGAUGUUGCCGGAUGCUGCUCGCCGACCAGACCUACGAGGAGGUGCCACCUCCACUCCCGGCGCAUGUCCUCUCCCUCCUCAGGCUCUAUAGGAUAUCCCCGCAGCUUCUUUGCAUCAACAGGAACAAUGCCUGCUCAUCGAACGAGGCGGUCCACCUGCAGCAGCGACUGAGGAGCCUGUCCAGCGAGCUGGUCACACUUCGCAACCGGCUCGGCCAGCCGCAGCCUCCGGUUCCCGCUCCCGUCAACCAGGAUAGCCCAGAUCCAGAUAAAGCUGGAGGGGAGGCUAUGCCCCCAUGGGGGGCUGACAUAGAGGACCUCAUCCACCUCCCUGGUCCUCUGACAGAAGACGCAGUGCUCAAGGCACUUCAUGCAAGGUUCAUUGACAAUCAUACCUAUACAAAUGUUGGCCCCAUCUUAGUCUCAGUAAAUGGCUACAAUGACGUAGGCAACCCACUUACCCUGAGCUCAACCAGAAGUGUCCCCCUCAGCCCCAAACUGCUUAGGGUCGUUCAAGAAGCAGUGAGGCAUCAGUCAGAGACUGGAUAUCCUCAAGCUGUUAUACUUUCAGGGACAUCUGGUGCUGGGAAAACCUAUGCUUCCAUGCUACUCUUACGACAGUUGUUUGAAGUUGCUGGAGGUGGUCCUGAGACAGAUGCUUUCAAGCACCUCGCUGCUGCCUUCACUGUCCUUCGUUCACUUGGCUCGGCCAAAACCACAUCAAAUUCUGAAUCUAGUCGUAUUGGUCAUUUCAUUGAAGUCCAAGUAACAGAUGGAGCACUGUACAGAACCAAAAUUCAUUGUUACUUCCUUGAUCAGACAAGAGUGAUCCGACCAUUAAAAAAUGAAAAAAAUUACCAUAUAUUUUAUCAAAUGCUAGCGGGCCUAUCACCAGAAGAGAGAGUGAAACUGAAUCUUGAUGGUUACAACCUUCAUAAUUUAAGUUAUCUCAAGUGCGGAGACACUAGGCAAGAUGAAGCAGAAGAUGCUACCAGAUUUCAAGCAUGGAAAGCAUGUCUAGGUGUUCUUGGCAUCCCUUUUAUGGAUGUUGUUAGGGUAUUAGCUGGGGUGCUACUUCUUGGUAAUGUCGUUUUUGUUGAUUCAUGUGGAUCAGUGGAAGUUACAGUUCAAAAAGAAGCUGAGCUGAAUGCAGUUGCAUCCCUAUUAGGGGUUACUCCUCAGGCAUUAUUGAGGGGUAUAACUUCUCGUACUCACAAUGCAAGAGGACAGAUCAUCAAAUCAUACUGUGAUGCUAACAUGUCUAAUAUGAUAAGGGAUUCUCUCGCUAAGGCACUUUACUGCAGAACAGUUGCAACAAUCGUCAGGAGAGCAAAUUCACUUAAAAGAUUAGGCUCAACCCUGGGUACCCUGAGUAGUGACUCUAAUGAGUCCGUCCACAACCAAGCUGAGGUGGCUAGCCAGCAUGCUUCUACAGUUGGUACUGCUGGUUCUAAGUCCAGUAAAUCUAUGACUGCAUUGAACAAUGCAGUUCGACAUGCUACUGAUGGCUUUAUUGGAAUUCUGGACAUGUUUGGAUUUGAGGAUCCCAAGCCAAGUCAUUUGGAACAUCUCUGUAUAAACUUGUGCUCAGAAACCAUGCAACAUUUUUAUAACACUCAUAUCUUCAAGUCUUCAAUUGAGAGCUGCCGGGAUGAAGGGAUCCAUUCUGAUGUUGAAGUCGACUAUGUGGACAAUGUACCAUGUAUUGACCUCAUUUCAUCACUGAGAACUGGUCUCCUUAGCAUGCUGGAUGUUGAAUGUUCCAUCCGUGGUUCUGCAGAAGGAUAUAUUACCAAAGUGAAAGCUCAGCAUAGAUCUAAUAGUAGGCUAUUUGAACCAAAGCCUAUUGAACCCAGAAUGUUUGGUAUUCAGCAUUUUGCUGGCAGGGUUGUUUAUGAUGCUACUGACUUUUUAGAUACAAACAGAGAUGUAGUACCAGAUGAUCUAGUAGCAGUAUUUCAUAAGCAGAGCUGUAACUUUGGAUUCGCCACACAUCUAUUCGGAAGUGAGCUUAAAGCGCUUUAUUCUUCUGAUACAGUUCCUAGAGGAGUUAGUUUCAGGAUUUCUCCAACUUCACAUUCUGACCUCUUGAAUGGCGAUGAACCUGUUUCAACACUGACUCAGGACUUUCAUACAAGAUUGGACAAUCUUCUGAGAACACUAGUACAUGCAAGGCCACAUUUCAUUCGUUGUGUGAGAGCAAAUGCUACAGAGACCCCUCAGCGAUUUGAUAGAGCUGUUGUCAUGAGGCAAAUUCGUUCUUUACAAGUACUUGAAACUGUCAAUCUUAUGGCUGGAGGAUUUCCCCAUCGAAUGAGAUUUAAGGCGUUCUUGUCAAGAUAUCGAGUGAUAGCUAGGGCAACAGAUGUGAGAAGAGGAGAAGAGAAAUAUGUUGAGGACUGUCAUACGAUCCUCAGCUGUCUGGAAGGCAAGCCGAGGCCGGCAGGACUAGUGGUCACCUGGGCCAUUGGCAAGAGGCACAUCUUCCUCAGUGAAGGUCUUCGGCAAGAACUGGAAGCGGUCAGGUGGGAAACUCUCCAUCGAGCUGCUGUUACUAUUCAGUCUGUUUGGAGAGGCUACCAUUGUAGGAAGCGUUGGCCUGCACUUAAGCGUACUCUACAGGCUGUCCAUCAUCCUUCAAUCACAAAAGUAAGAAGUGCAGUUGGGCCAUUGUCACGACCAAGGCCGCAACCAAUUGCUGGCACACCACCACCAGAACUGACUGAUAAGUGCGAUCACAAAAUAAUUGCACAAACUUGCACCCUGUUUGGUCUUGAUCUUGAAAGACCACCACCAGUACCUCCUAGUCGUCCUUAUACUGUGGCUGGUAACACUAAGCUUGGAUACCCACAAACUAGAAUCAUGAAAAUGCCAUUUCCAGAUGAUGGGAGUGGAGAAGUCUCUCUGUUGAAAGGUGAUACUGUGACAGUUGUAGGAGCGUCACCAAGAAGAGGGCACCUUGUCGUCGAACAUUCCAGCCAUAGUCUGCAUGUGCCAUUCCAAUUUCUGGAGCUUAAACCAUCACCAUUAACUAUCUAAUUCUGGGUCGUUUUCUUAAAUCUGUGAAUUUCUGAUUUAUAUAAAAUUAACAUUAAUUUGAAUUUUUGUACAGUAAUGCUAAUACUUUUGUAGAAUAUGGUGUCAAUGUCAAAAAUUCUUGACAAUGCAGUGUAAAGUAAGAGAGAAGGACUCAAUAAUUUAUUAAAAUUCUCAAUAGUAUAUUUUACAAACGCUUAUCUCAGUUUUUUAUUCUAGUUUGCAAGACCUAUUAGUUUCUAUAUAGCUAAAUAUUUACCAAUAUUCCAGUUUUCAUGUCUAAAAUAAUAUUUUUGUUUUCAGCAACACUAUAUGAAAGCUAUAGUAAAUUUAAAAACAAAAGUGUCUGUUCAAAAUAUUAAUAUUUAGUUUGCGUUGUAUUAUUCAUUAUGAAAAAUAACCAUUCGAAAGGUAUAAGUGUACUUUUACAUUUCAAACUGAAUUAAAAACAAACAAUAUCCACUAUGGAUAGCAAAGUAAAUGGAUAAGGAUAAAUCUCAAGGAGCCUGGACCUCAUCUGAGGCCCUUCUGUCCCAACUGUGUUAGUUAUUAAAUCAAAACAAUAGGCUUAAUAAAUAAAAAGUAAUUAAAUGAUUAUAUGAUACUUAUGGAUAUGAGUUAGAAUAAUGCUUAUUUUUUUAGAAAUUUUCAUUACAGCCCUACCAGCUGUAAUAAAAUUAAUAUAAUGCAAUUGAAAUGUUAUGAUGGAUAAACACAUGCAUAUCUUGUUUAUUAAAAACAGGAGUAGUGCUGUUAAUUCUUUUAUUGCUUUUCUUUCUCAAUUUUAAUUUUACUCUCUUCAAAUUUAGUUCAAGUGAAAUCAAAGAAAGACAAUGGUGUUAUGUAUAAUUACCUGUUGUAUGUGAAUAUGCUAAUUAGUAAGAAAAUAGACACCUAGUAUUUAAACAAUCAAAAUAAAAAGUUUUUUUUUAGUUUGUUCAUAUAGUGAAUGUAUUAAUUUUAGUAGGAAUGUUCAUAUUGAAUAGUCUCUUAAACUUUUACUUGAUUUUUUUGUAUGUCAUGAAAGUUUUAAAAUGUUUUAUUGAUAUUUCAAAACCUUACAAUAUAAAUCUUAGAACUUAUAUAUAAUUUUUGAUAUAUAUAUAUAAAGUAUUUAAAUUGUGAUAGAUAAAAUUUCUAAGUGAUGGAGAAAAAGUUUCGGUUUAUUAACUUCUUGGAUUGAGGAUUUUUACUAUUCCACCAUUUUUUAAUGGGUACACAAAUUAAUUUCAUAAUUUAUUUUAUUAGAUUUGAAAUGAUUUAUUUAAUAUCAGUUUUAAAUAUGUAUAUUAUUUGUUUUAAGUAAAUGUUGGUCAUCUAUGAGCAUAACCAGCCCCAUCAUUUUAUCGUUUACUUUUCUGGAACUAAGAAAACUUUUGAAAAAAUAAAUUUAAGAUAAUAUGGACAUAACAAUUAUAGCUAGUUUUGCAAAUAAACAAAUGUUUAGUAGUAAACUUCUUUAACGGUAGCUGUUGACUAUUUAUUCAUAAUUUAGUUGGAUUUAAAUUUUAUUGAUAAUGAAAAUUUGCUGAUUAUAAUACAGAUUUAUAUUUAAGUGCAGCUAAAAUCUAUUUGUCUGUUUUUAUUCAGUAUCCUGAGAACAUAUUUAAUCUUUUUAUUCAUUAUUGUGUUACCAGUAUUGAAUUUAGAACAUUAUAAGGUCAAUUUUUGGUUUGUUGAAAUAUUUGUGAAAUUAAAUAAAUUUAGUAGUAAAACCUCUAAGAUAAACCUAGUAGUAGUUACUUCAUUAAAUAAUACAUAUUUUGAAUAAUGUCUGUUUUUCAUAAAUCAGCAUAUUUUUCUACAUCAUUUUAUGUUAUAACAAAUGUAUAGUGCAAUUUAGACUUUAUCCGUCCGUUUAGACAUAGAAAAUUAAGAUUUAGAUUCUGUGUGAGAUAGUUUGUUUUGAUCUUCUGACUAUCAUACAAAAUUGUUAUGAUAAAUUCUUAGUAUAUUGUCAUGACAGAUAAUUCUUAUGUAAUUAGUUAUUUCAUAGUUGAACAUGUCUUUCAAACAAUUAUGUAAAAUUAUCUAUAAUUUUCUCUUAUUGAAAUAAGGUUUGUAUUGUAUACACGCUUUCUAUGAACAUAAUUAUGUAUAGAUUGAUUUAUAUGUUCAUACUUAUAUUGUAAAUAUUAAUAAAUCUUAGUUUGUUGCAAAUGUUUCUCUGACUUCUUUUAUAGAAUCAUUGUUUUGCCAAGCUUGAUACAUGUGUAUGCUAUUAGCUGUUAGUAUUUAUCAGUUAAAUGUAUUUUAUUGCAUUUUUCUGUUCUUCCAUGCAAUUAAAUAUUGAGAAUUUUUAUAAUGCAAUGUCCUACACUUUUAUUUUUUACAUGAAAGCUCAAAAAGAGUGUUUCUUACUUUCUUGCCAAACAUUUAACGAGUACAAUUGUAAAUAUUAAAAUAAUGAGGCAUAGCAUACCCCUAUAGUUAUUAUAGCCUUAAUGAUAAGAUGGAAUGCAAUACUAUUUAUUUUUUUGUAUGAUACAUUUAUGUAGGAGGUUUAGAAAAACUUUGAGUAUCUCUAACAGUGCCAAACUUUUCCUAGUUUAGGAAAAUUAAAAUUUUAUAUUAUUAUCAGCAUUGUUAUAUUAUUAAAUAUUCUUUAUAUAUAGGCAAUUGUUUAUUAAAGAAAUUUUUUAUUAUCUGUUUGUAUAAAUAAACACUUUUCCAUUCAACUUUUUUUUUUAAUUGUAUUAUUUGUUUAAAGAUAAAUUAUCCAUUGAUUUUUUUUAUUACAAUCUAUAUGUAAUAAAUGAUUAUCAGCAAAAUGAAUAAAACAAAUUAAAAGUAAACAAAAUUCAAUAUGUUUACACUCAAAUACCUAUGAAGGAUCUAGUCCGUAAGAUGGCAACCACUCUACUCCAACUGUUGCAUGCCAAAUGGAACAUGAAAUGACCACGAG